CUGCACGCAUGUGACGCCUCCACCCGCUACAGCUGUAGGAGAAUUCCCCAGCACAGUCCCAUUAGAAAAAGAUACUACGAGCGCGUUAAUCCUCUACAUCGGAGGGCACAAAUAAAUAGGAUAAAAUGAAAUUCCGAUUUCUAGGCGAUGGAGAUUGUCCCGAUUGGCUGCUGGCCGAAAUUAAUACAUUAUCACGUAUGACGUCUAUUAAAAUCAAACUAUUGGCCCAGACAGUUGCAAAGUACCUUGCGGAUGGGGAACUCGACGAGGAAAAGGUACAGAAAAUUACUCAAGAUGCUAAAGUCGAGCCGAGCGACGCGAAAGCCAUGAUAGCCGCACUCGAAUUGAUAUUCGCAUCAUCCGCGCGAUACGGUGUUUCUGCUGCUGACUUGAGUAGCGAACUUCAACAGCUGGGCCUACCUCGAGAACACAGCGCGGCAAUUGCUCGACUGCAUACAGACAAUAGCCCUCGGAUCACAGAUGCUCUGUCGUCGCAAUCGCUAAGAGUUAGUCGAUUGGCAGCGAUCCACGUGUUACCUUGCGAUAGUUCGGCCCCGUUCGCCACGGUAUCUCUCAAGUUAAGUAAAUUAGGCGGCACCGGAGAUGAUUCUAUCGUCAAUAUCUCGCAGGAUGAUGCACAAGUCUUACUUGCAGAAUUACGGAGAGCAAAAUCGUUAAUGGAAAAUCUCUAAUUGUAAGUGUUACGCGUCCAAGGAUUCAUCGUAUAUGAUACUUUUAUGUUGGUGAUCAUAAUAAUGCACACUGCAUCGAUUACAAUAGUAAUACAUUCAUGUAUAACAGUAUAAGGUUGGGAGUAAUGGAAUCUGAUAUAGU
Molecule: messenger RNA, 834 nt
Organism: Dufourea novaeangliae
Lineage: Eukaryota; Metazoa; Arthropoda; Insecta; Hymenoptera; Halictidae
Product: COMM domain-containing protein 4
Exons: 8
Coding region: 126-692 (188 amino acids)
Source: RefSeq, a predicted model, not a curated record